Prunus mume (Japanese apricot) is the source of this 507-nucleotide messenger RNA. The record is from RefSeq and is a predicted model, not a curated record. Lineage: Eukaryota; Viridiplantae; Streptophyta; Magnoliopsida; Rosales; Rosaceae.
AUGGAAACAUUAUGUUUUUCUAAGGGUCCUCUAUGUUACCCUAGUAGGUUCUCAAACAACUUAUCCCGACCACUCCAACUUGAAAAACCUAGUGACGAUCAAUGGACCUUCGAUGAGAACAAGAAGUUUGAAAAUGCUCUCACAGAGCUCAAUCUUGAUGCCCCACACCUCUUUCAGAAACUAAGUACUAGGGUUCCUGGGAAAACUGUUGCACAAAUUAAGAAGCACUUCGAAGCAUUAUUUGAGGACAUUUUGAUGAUUGAAUCAGGUCAUAUAGCUGUGCCCGAGUACAACAAGAUUAGUACUGAAAGCAAAGUUACAUCAAAACCAUUCAGAAGGAGACGUACUCCAUGGACCAAGCAUGAACACAAGUUGUUCUUGAAGGGGUUAGAGCAAUAUGGGAAGGGAGAUUGGAGGAGCAUUUCCAGGUUCUGCGUAGUAACAAGGACCCCAACUCAAGUUGCAAGUCAUGCCCAGAAGUACUUCCUUCGCAUUAAUAAACCCUAG